Myxocyprinus asiaticus (Chinese sucker) is the source of this 1019-nucleotide messenger RNA. RefSeq names its product RWD domain-containing protein 1-like. Gene Ontology annotation, molecular function: protein binding. Lineage: Eukaryota; Metazoa; Chordata; Actinopteri; Cypriniformes; Catostomidae. The coding region runs from base 111 to 833 and encodes 240 amino acids. The record is from RefSeq and is a predicted model, not a curated record. Gene Ontology annotation, biological process: cytoplasmic translation. The transcript has 7 exons.
ACACUACAAUUCAGACAUUAUAGAUGAUCGCAGAUGACAUCGAUGUCAGCUGGGCCUUAGCACACGUUUCUUCCAUGUAGGCUCUAAUUUAUGGAUAUUUCUGACAUAAAAUGACAGACUACGGCGAGGAGCAGCGGAAUGAACUAGAAGCAAUAGAGUCAAUUUAUCCAGACUCAUUUACAGUGCUUUCCGAAGAGCCCUCAAGCUUCACCAUCACAGUUACGUCUGAUGCUGGAGAAAAUGAGGAGACGGUGGAGGUGACCCUGAAAUUUACAUAUGUGGAGAAAUAUCCAGACGAGCCCCCUUUCUGGGAGAUCCACUCACAGGUGAACCUGGAAGAUUCAGAUGCAGAAGAUAUUCUUACACUUUUGAAGGAACAGGCUGAAGAAAACCUGGGAAUGGUUAUGAUAUUCACGUUAGUUACAGCUGUGCAAGAGAAACUUAAUGAAAUAGUUGACCAGAUUAAGAGCAGAAGAGAAGAGGAGAAACAAAGAAAAGAAAGAGAGGAUGAGGAAGCCGAAAAGUGUGCAUUCCAAGGCACAGUGGUCACAAUUGAGAACUUCUUAUCAUGGAAAGCAAAGUUUGAACAAGAAAUUACAGAACUAAAGAGGAAAAAGCAGAAAGAAGAGGAGCAGUCUGCAAAGGGAAAACUCACAGGAAAACAGCUUUUUGAGACUGACCAUAAUCUUGACACAUCAGAUAUCCAGUUUUUGGAGGAUGUUGGGAACAGUGUGGAAGUGGACGAGUCACUAUUCCAAGACAUGGAUGAUUUGGACCUGGAUGAAGAUGACCCUGAUUUCAACCCUCUGGACCUGGCUAGUGAUGAAGACUGAAGUGUGUUAACGCUCGACCAGACAUGAAUAGUAUACAUGCCAACAUCCUCUGCCUGUGGAGCUGGACUUCAGCUCAACCAUUCGAAACACAAACUUUUCAGUAACCACCAUCUAUGAUGCUGUAUUUUACAAUAUUGUAUCAUAAUUCGUACAAUUAUUGCCAUUAAAAUCCAUCGUCAUGUUCUG